Messenger RNA from Colletotrichum karsti, 1800 nucleotides. Its product is annotated as major facilitator superfamily transporter. NCBI's taxonomy places the organism in Eukaryota, Fungi, Ascomycota, Sordariomycetes, Glomerellales, Glomerellaceae. Gene Ontology annotation, biological process: transmembrane transport. The transcript is spliced from 2 exons. The record is from RefSeq and is a predicted model, not a curated record. Gene Ontology annotation, molecular function: transmembrane transporter activity. Gene Ontology annotation, cellular component: membrane. Bases 1 to 1800 code for a protein of 599 amino acids.
AUGGAUCCAGAAAAAGACAAGGAGGCGGAGGCGCAUCAUCCCGUCGGCGGCGCCCACGGGCUCCGAGGAGGAUCCUCUUCCGAGCAAGGGACUAUGGCGGCCGCCGCUGAAAAGGAGGACGGACGUCAACGGCAGCGUGAUACUUUUGCAUCUUCGGACGAACUCGAAAAGGGAGACAAGAAAAUGGAGGAGCGAAAGAGCAGUUUCGACGACGUCGACGAGGCGACGGACGGCGAGCCCUAUCAAGAGGACAUCAUCGAGCGUAGCCAGACGACGCACACCCACGCCAGCGCCCGCUCCCGCCUCUCGCGCAUCGCGAGCCUCGCCACCUCGUCCUCCCGGCGCAAGAACCAACAACAGCUCCCGCCCACGAUCCACCCCGUCUCGGACCUCGACGCCGGCGUCGUCGGCUGGGACUCGCAGGACGACCCCGCGAUGCCCAUGAACUUCGACCCCCGGCGCAAGUGGAUCAUCAUCUGGUUCCUGGCCGGAAUCACCUUCAUGACCCCCUUCGCCUCCUCCAUCCUCGCCCCGGCCAUCGAGUACUUCAACGCCGACUUCGGCAACGACGACCUCACCCUCGGCACACUCCCCGUCUCCAUCUACCUGCUGGGCUACGCCGUCGGUCCGCUGUUCCUCGCGCCCCUUAGCGAGAUCUACGGCAGGCGGCCGGUCCUGAGCGCGGCGAACCUGUUCUUCUGCGCGUGGCUGAUCGGGUGCGCGCUGGCGCCCACGCUGAACUCGCUCAUCGUGUUCCGCUUCUUCGCGGGCGUCGGCGGGUCCGGGUGCCUCGCGAUCGGAGGGGGCGUCAUCGCCGACAUGAUCCCCGUGCAGCAGCGCGGCAAGGCGCUCACGAUCUGGAUGGUCGGUCCGCUGAUCGGUCCCACGCUGGCGCCACUCGUGGGCGCUUUCAUCGCGCAGGACAUCGGUUGGCGGUGGUCCAGCUGGAUCGCCCUAAUCGCUGCCACGCCCAUGGCCCUCGUCAUCGCCGUGUUCAACCAGGAGACGAACCCGCGCGUGCUCAUCGACCGCAAGGUGUCCCGGCUGCGGAAGGAACUCAACCGCCCCGAGCUGAGGAGCGUGUACCUGGAUCCCAGCACCACGCCUACGUCGACGUCCCAGGUCCUCAUCAAGGGGCUGAUCAGGCCCCUCAAGAUGCUCUUCCUGUCGCCCAUCAUCUUCAGCGUGAGCCUGUACAUCGCGUUCGCGUACGGCGUGCUGUACCUCCUGUUCAGCACCAUCCCGCUCGUCUUCCACAACACCUACGGCUUCUCGAUCGGCACCACGGGCCUGGUGUACAUCCCGCUGGGUCUGGGCUACAUCAUCGGCAUGGCCUGCUUCACCAUCCUCUCUGACAACACGGUGGUGCGCAUGACCAAGGCCAACAACGGCGUCUUCGAGCCCGAGAUGCGGCUGCCGGACUGCAUCUACUUCGCCUUCCUCCUGCCGGUCACCUUCUUCUGGUACGGCUGGACGGCCGAGUUCCACACCCACUGGGCGGCCCCCGUCGUCGGUCUGCUGCCCUUCGGCAUCGCGAUCCUGGGCAUCUGGCAGCCGAUACAGGCGUACAUCAUCGACGCGUACCCGGGAUUCGCGGCGAGCGGUCUGGCGGCCUUCACGGUGUUCCGCAGUAUCGUCGCGGCGUUCCUACCCAUGGCCGGCCCGUCCAUGUACGACGCCCUCGGGCUGGGAUGGGGAAACAGUCUGCUGGGCUUCAUCGCCGUCGCGCUCAUCCCCGUGCCGGCGCUGAUAUAUAGAUACGGAGGACGGCUGCGCAAGUGGCAGAAGCUGGAGCUGUAA